CCAGGGCCAUGAGCUGAUUAUGAAAAAUACUGUUAUUUUUUCCACAGGUCGUCCGUAUCGCUAUUUUUAUGCCAUCAGUUCAGAUGUUGAUGCGGAAUACCCUGGUGCGGUGAUCAAGGUGGACACGUGGACGGGCGCCACGCUGACGUGGAGCAGCGCCGACUGCUACCCCAGCGAGCCCGUGUUCGUGCCCGCGCCCGACGCCAAG
This is a messenger RNA of Ostrinia furnacalis (Asian corn borer), 208 nucleotides long. RefSeq names its product carotenoid isomerooxygenase-like. The record is from RefSeq and is a predicted model, not a curated record. The annotation marks the transcript as partial. NCBI's taxonomy places the organism in Eukaryota, Metazoa, Arthropoda, Insecta, Lepidoptera, Crambidae. Gene Ontology annotation, molecular function: oxidoreductase activity, acting on single donors with incorporation of molecular oxygen, incorporation of two atoms of oxygen. The transcript is spliced from 2 exons.